Molecule: messenger RNA, 3298 nt
Organism: Gadus chalcogrammus (walleye pollock)
Lineage: Eukaryota; Metazoa; Chordata; Actinopteri; Gadiformes; Gadidae
Gene: mak
Product: male germ cell-associated kinase
Exons: 16
Coding region: 435-2564 (709 amino acids)
Biological process (GO): protein phosphorylation; cilium assembly; intraciliary transport
Cellular component (GO): cytoplasm; cilium; nucleus
Molecular function (GO): protein serine/threonine kinase activity; ATP binding
Source: RefSeq, a predicted model, not a curated record
GUCAGACAACACGCCUGUCACUGAUGAUAACUCCAUUUAUGUUAUCUGAAGGGUCGUGCGUUAUCACCGGGCACAGACAACGGCCAAACAGAGGGACCCCACCCGGGAAUGGGUAGCGAGGACUCUUGAGUCAACGGUCGGUUGAACCACUCCCAGACUCCAGCCAGAGAGAGAGAGAGGGAAACGAUGGAUCCGUUGCUGAUCCAAGAUGCCUCGUGAAGACCCAAAACGCCUCAUCACCCUUCCUUAUCCACUCCAGAACCCCCCCCUCCCCUGACCCACAAGACAAAGUCUCUGAUUUUGAUUUGAAAGUAAUAAGGAAUGGGUCUUUCCAGAAUCGGCCGAUAGAAGAAACAAACAGCCAAUGAACCAAAACCACUUUAGCUCUUUUUUCCGACGGUACUUUUUCCCAUGAAGUGAACGAGGCCUGAGCCAUGAUGAACCGCUACACCACGCUGAGGCAGCUCGGGGAUGGCACCUACGGCAGCGUGCUCAUGGGCCGCAGCAUUGAGUCCGGAGAGCUGGUGGCCAUCAAGAGGAUGAAGAGGAAGUUUUACUCAUGGGAAGAGUGCAUGAACUUGAGAGAAGUCAAGUCUUUGAAGAAGUUGAACCAUGCCAACGUGGUGAAACUAAAGGAGGUGAUCAGAGAGAACGACAACCUUUACUUUGUCUUUGAGUACAUGAAGGAGAACCUCUACCAGCUCAUGAAAGACAGGGAGAAUAAGAUGUUCACAGAGAAUGAGAUUAGGAACAUCAUGUUUCAAGUGAUUUCUGGGUUGGCUUUUGUGCACAAGCAUGGUUUCUUCCACCGGGACAUGAAGCCAGAGAACCUGCUGUGCAUGGGGCCGGAGCUGGUCAAGAUCGCAGACUUUGGCCUGGCCAGAGAGAUCCGCUCCAGGCCUCCGUAUACCGACUACGUCUCCACCAGAUGGUACCGUGCUCCAGAGGUGCUGCUCAGGUCCUCCACCUACAGCUCUCCCAUCGACAUGUGGGCGGUGGGCUGCAUCAUGGCCGAACUGUACACCCUCAGACCUCUGUUCCCUGGCAACAGCGAGGUGGACGAGAUCUUUAAGAUCUGCCAGGUCCUGGGCACCGUCAAGAAGUCCGACUGGCCGGAGGGCUACCAAUUGGCUUCGGCCAUGAGCUUCCGCUUCCCCCAGUGCGUGCCCACCCACCUGAAGACGCUCAUCCCCAACGCCAGCAGCGAGGCCAUCGCCCUGAUGAGGGACAUGCUGCAGUGGGACCCCAAGAAGAGGCCCACGGCGGUGCAGUCGCUGCGGUACCCCUACUUCCAGGUGGGCCAGGUGCUGGGAUCCCAGAGCCAGGAGGCACGGAAGGUCAAAGCCAGGCCUCAGUCCCCGAACGAGGUCCAGCCGGCCAAGGUGACCCCCCAGCAGUAUUCCUCACCAGAGUCCAAGGCCUCGUCCACCUCCUCCACCCGGUCCCUCAACAGUCACCCCCAGCAACCCCCCCAGCAGAGCCAGCAGCCACACCACCCCCCCCACCAGCAGCCGAACCAACCCCCCCAGCAGCAGCCCCCGCAGCAGGUCCCCGUGUCCCAGGCCGAGCCCAAGCACGGAGCCCCUUGCCACCAUACGAAGGCGGCGGCGGCGGCGGCGGUGGUCAGUGAGAACGGCGGGGCGGCGGGGGCGGGGCCACUGAAGAGCGGCCGCCGGCGCUGGGGCCAGACUGGGGUCCGCGCCACCGACAGCUGGGACGAGUCGGACCCCACGGAGGCCGCCGUCCCCCACUCCAAGAGGCCCAGCCUGGGGCACGUGGAGGAGGAGGGGAGGCUGAAGGAGCAGCCCCGGCAGCCUAAAGAGCAGAAGCCAUUGUAUUCCUUCAGCACAGUUACCAAGCUACCCAGCAAUAUCAAGGUCGGCCAAAUAGACGCCAGUGUCCCCGUGUCUUCUGCGCGACAGCACUAUCUCAGCCAAUCAAGAUACCUGCCAGGGUUGAUAGGCAAGAACCAGCCUUCCAACGUGGACAAGGAGCUGAGCGGAGCCACCCUCCGGGACCUAUGGGACAACUCCAGCAACGUGGUGGCCAAACCUCUCGCUCCUAUUGGUGGAGGUGUAUCGGUCCACAGAGCCAAUCAAGAAGAGGGGCCCAGUAAGUCACUGGAAAGCACGGCAGAGAAAAUGGUUGUUAAGGAGAGAAUACUGGAGAAAAUGGAUCCCUGCAAAGGGAACUUUGUGAGCACCAAGUACAACCUCUCUGGCGGUUACAUGCCCUCCUUCCAGAAGAAGGAGGUGGGGUCUGUGGGCCAGAGGAUUCAGCUGGCUCCCUUGGCCGGCCAACACACAAUAAACCUUUCUUCCUCUCCUGAAAUUAAAAAAGAUAAAAGCAAAUCUGCCAAGGCCAAGCCCACAUCCAACUCCUCUAUGGGUGAAAGUCACGAAGACUACGAGGGGUGGAAGAGGAGGACGGACCGAACUCAGGUGAAGGGCAGCGGCUAUGCAGCGUUAGGGAAACCUUCCGGAAACCUCCUGACCCGGGCCACCACUGUACAGCCGGUCCACGGCAGGGUGGACUGGACGUCCAAAUAUGGGGGAAAUCGGUAGCCCGACGGAGGGGACCGCGUCGGCUGCCUCCACUCGCUGUUGGGGGUUUAGCGAGGUCUGAGUCACUUUUGGGGCACAAAAGGAGUUCCUGCUGCGUUGCUGAAUGCACCUUUUAUUCUCUGAGUGGGACCAGAGUUUAUUUUUUUUUCCUCCAAAUUGUAUUAACUGUACUUUUAUAAAAACAGAUUCUAGAUAUCAUAUAAGCAACUCCAUAUACUCCAACUCCAUAAUCCUCUGUUCAUCUUCGUAGAAAUUUUAAUAUUUCACCCGAUUUAUGUCCUUUAAUGUUUUUGAGGAAGUCCUUUCCACGAUUCCUCACAUGCUGGCACUUUUUUAUGGUGUAGCUGGAUACAAUGUUCGCAGGAACUAUGACCGUGUGCUUUGGUCAUUUGGUCAACUUGGGAGAUCAGGUGGUCAAAUCUAAAUAGGGGAGUGGAUAGGCAACAUGGUUGGCCUAUUGAAGUCUAUUAGUGGCCAGAAAUUCUUCAUACAUUUGUGUUUAUGGUCAAAGGUCGUUUUGUAUCUGAAGGGUUUUUAGUUGUUUUGCUCGUCGAAAUGGCAUCAGAGAAAGGUCAUACCGAUGCUGUAUCGCUGUUUAUCUUUUUGGUUUGUUUACAUGUAGGCCAUAAAGAUCAUCUUUGCAUUGAAAGUGAUUAUUUCCUGUUCUACUACAUUCUUUUCAAAUAAUGGCAAAUUAAUUUGUAUGAUUCAGUAAAUAAACGUAAUUUUGUAAA